AUGAAACAUUUCGCUGCUCUCCUUCUUCUAUCUAUUGAAUAUUCUUCGUGUGCAUUAUAUGUCGAUUUAACGCAUACACUCUCAAAUAAAACUUCGUAUUUUCCAACUCAAACACGUUUUAAUUUUACUGAACAAACAGCAACAUGGGUAAAUGGUAAUUAUUUUUACGCAUCCAACACAUUUCAAACAUCAGAACAUAUUGGUACUCAUCUUGACGCACCAUAUCAUUUUUCAAAUACAUCAUGGACAAUUGAUCAGAUACCUAUUGAACGUUUAAUAUCUAUUGAUAGUUUAAUUAUUGAUGUUAGAAAACAAUGUAAACAAAAUAAAAAUUAUGAAAUAACAGUUGAAGAUAUUAAACAAUAUGAACCAAUUAAUUUGAAUAAAUAUUUUAUUAUUUUAUUUUAUACGGGAUGGGAUGUAUAUUAUUCGAAUCAAUCAAUGUAUAGCGGUCGUAUUUCGAACGACAAUAGUCCAGAUGGUCUGCAAUUUCCUGGUCUUAGUGUUAAAGCGGCUGAUUACCUUGUAAAGAAAUAUCAUCAAAAAUUAGUGGGUGUUGGUAUCGAUACAUUAUCAAUUGAUGCUGGUCAAUCAAAACAAUUCGAUGUACAUCAAAUAUUAUUAAAAAAUAAUAUUUAUGGAUUAGAAAAUGUUGCAUCAUUAGGCACUGUUUUAAAAGAAUUAUCUCAACCAACAGCGUAUUUUAUUUUACACGUAUUACCCAUUAAAAUAGAAAAGGGGACUGGAGCACAAUGUCGAAUUGUAGCCGUUAUUCAAGACAAAAUUUCUAAUGGAACUGUUCAAUAA
Molecule: messenger RNA, 807 nt
Organism: Didymodactylos carnosus
Lineage: Eukaryota; Metazoa; Rotifera; Eurotatoria; Philodinida; Philodinidae
Source: the annotation of a GenBank genome assembly